UCACAGCAUCAGCUCACCAAUGCAAAGUAAGCAUGACUGCUACCUUCCUGAUGUCCAUGCUUUUUGGCCUUGCAUGUGGGCAGGCAAUGUCUUUUUGUGUUCCAACUGAGUAUACAAUGCACAUCGAAAGGAGAGAGUGUGCUUAUUGCCUCACCAUCAACACCACCAUCUGUGCUGGAUAUUGUAUGACACGGGAUAUCAACGGCAAGCUGUUUCUUCCCAAAUAUGCUUUGUCUCAGGAUGUUUGUACAUAUAGAGACUUCAUCUAUAGGACUGUAGAAAUACCAGGGUGCCCACACCAUGUUGCUCCUUAUUUCUCCUAUCCUGUUGCUAUAAGCUGUAAGUGUGGCAAGUGUAAUACUGACUAUAGUGACUGUACACAGGAGGCCAUCAAGACAAACUAUUGUACCAAACCUCAGAAGUCCUAUCUGGUGGGAUUUUCUGUCUAACUUUAAUAGCAAUAUGAUUUGCAAUUUGGUUAAAUGUGCUUACCUGGAAUAAAACAAAUAAGAUAUCAUUAUGUUUCACAAUACCUUGUG
Messenger RNA from Galeopterus variegatus (Sunda flying lemur), 539 nucleotides. It is a transcript of the gene TSHB, whose product is annotated as thyroid stimulating hormone, beta. NCBI's taxonomy places the organism in Eukaryota, Metazoa, Chordata, Mammalia, Dermoptera, Cynocephalidae. The transcript has 3 exons. Bases 33 to 449 code for a protein of 138 amino acids. The record is from RefSeq and is a predicted model, not a curated record. Gene Ontology annotation, biological process: G protein-coupled receptor signaling pathway. Gene Ontology annotation, molecular function: hormone activity. Gene Ontology annotation, cellular component: cytoplasm; extracellular region.